Paralichthys olivaceus (Japanese flounder) is the source of this 3453-nucleotide messenger RNA. The record is from RefSeq and is a predicted model, not a curated record. Lineage: Eukaryota; Metazoa; Chordata; Actinopteri; Pleuronectiformes; Paralichthyidae.
AUGCCGGUGGAGGUUGCAGAUCUUCUCAGCCUCGAUCAGCUGGCCAACUUGGCAGCAACUCCAUCACAGCUAAAGACGAUGCAAGACGUGACAAAAAUCAUGGCAGUCAUCAACCCUGACGACUACGGUGUUUUUUUUGACACAGUCUCACCAGCCAUUGAGACCCACCCGGCCGACUACACAGAGGAGGUGAAAUCUGCCUUCCUCCAGGCAGUAUAUGACAGAGGGAAUCUGUCCUCUCCAGCAAUAAAGGACACAGAGUUCCUGCUGUGGCUCAGGGUUCGCCUGCGCCCUCUCCUGGUUGACCUCUCUCCCAGCCUGGUGACACCUUUAUUUGACAUUGGGAAGAACAGGAGUUGUAAUAGCAGCCAAGAGAUCAUCACACUGUUGGACACGCUACACUCGACACUUCGGAACAACACAAAAAGGGAAAUCUUCAAAAAUACCCUCCUCUUCCUCCAAGGUCCAACACCUCUGAAAUGUUACAAUGGUGGAAGCUUGUACAUCUAUCUGAAAGACACAUUCCGCAGCUUUGGAUUCCCAGAUGUGUCCACGUUCACAUCUCUUCUGCCAGCAACACGUGAAUCAGAGCUCCUAAGUACCAUCAACACCUCAGAGCUGAAUCAGCUCCUCAGUCAACCCAAUAUGAUUGACAACAACUCUGACAUCUGUGUCAUUUUCAACAACUACAACAACACUCCUUCCUUCCUAGAAAAUGAGGAUGUUCCAGACAAUGUGAAGAUGGUGACUCUCCCCUGUGUCUGGCCUUUGGCCCUGAGCAGCAACACCAGAUCUGAGGUUACAUCCUGGUUCGACCAUCGGUUGAGGAACUAUCUUAAGUUCCUGAACAAGAGACUCAUCAGCCCCACUGAAGUGCAGAAUGCUACAUGUGUUGCCUUCCAGAAACUGGUCUCUGUAAUGGGAACUAACUUCACAUACAACAGCUCUGACUUUGGACAGGCUGAUGUUUACACCACCAUUAAGACCUACUUGAGCUCUGGUUCUGGACCCAGAUGCUACGAUGCCAAUGAUCCAGAACUCAACUCAACCUCCUGGUUUGUCAGUUACAUUGGCAGCUUUGUGACAUUCAUCACUCCCGACAAUUUGGCCACCUUCAUCUCCUCCAGUCAAGCUAAAGUGUUCUUGGAGGACCGAGCCAACCUGGAACUCUUCAAUAACACAGCCAUCCCAGAAAAUGUGACCGACUAUUAUGUCUCACAGCUAUUUGAAUUCAACCCAACCUUCAGCCUUGUGCAGCUUCCAGGAGCUUUUCUGUGUUCCAAUGAGCUCCCAAGUGCAGCGUACACUUCUGUGACUGAAAAUGACACCUUACUUGUCUUGAAAGAGAUGGCGACAUUCUGCAAUACAACAGUGAACCCUGAGGCGUCUACUGCUCUGGCAUCCAACAUUAAGACCAUCACACCCGCAACAUUUGCGACACUCGGCAGUGCCAGUGCAGCCCUGACCAUCAGCAAGAUUUCUUCGAUUGACCCAGCAGUGCUGAUUUCCUCUUUAUCUAUGCUGAGCAAAGUUGACACUUGGAGCACAGUCCAAGCCAGUGUUAUCAUCCGGACCAUGAGUGUAGGAGGCUUCCAGAUCACAAGUGGAUCCUCCAUGGAAUCUCUUGGUGCUCUUGUUAGCGGAGUUCCAUCGGAGUCAAUAGACGCAGUUCCAGCUUCUGAGCUACUCAGCAUCUCCCAGAGCCCCGCCUUUGUUUCCAGCAUGCUGGCAGCCCCUGUCGUUGUCCAACAGACCUUUGUCAAAAAGAUUGUCUCCGUGGACACAAGUCCUGCCAAAGUGGUGCUGAAUGUCCCAGAUGCCAUGGCAACUGAGAUCGCACCAUCUCUGCUGACGUUUACUGAGAAGACUGUGAACAUCAAUGUGAUGAACAGAAAGACAUGGAAACCUGAUCAGGCUGCCCUGUUCUUUGGGACACUGGGUACAGCAAGCUUUGACACAGAGCAGCUUUCUCCAUCCAUGCUGCAGGGCUUCACAUGUACUUCAGCGCAGAAAAUGGAGAAAAAAAAGAUCCGGGACCUGGUCCGUGCCUGCAGACCAAGGAAGCGCAGGGCCAAAGUGGUGCUGAAGGAAUCACAGCUGACUUGCAUGUACAACCUGCUCAAUGGAGACAUCUCCCAGAAAUUCGAAGAUUAUCCUUCUGACAUGCUUCUGUACUUAAACAAAAAAGAUGUCAAGAAAGCCAACUGCAGGUCAUACAUUUCUGCAGUUGGUGGUGCAGACUUCACUGUGGCCUCCAGCAUUUUGAAGAAGGAUUCGCUGCUGCUCAGUGAAGCCAAGACGUGCUUGCCAAGCAAUAGGCUGAGCUGUAAGAAUGUGUCUUCUCUGUGCAGAAAUAUCAACACCUGGAACAAGGAAACACUGACGGACCUGGGGAUCCUUCCUCUGUAUUUCACAAAAAACAUCUGGGAAAAUCUAAAAACUAAAACAAAGAGACAGUAUCUCAAGAAAUUUAUGCCAAAACUGAGGAAAAGUAAGACAAAGAAGAGGAAGCUCAAACGUCUGUUCAAACAGAUAAGUGCGCGCAAGGCAAAACGGGGAGCAGGCUGCACCCUGAGCAACAUCACCCAAAUGACAGUGAGUGAUCCCUCCUUCCCCUUUGGCUAUGAUGAGACGCAAUUUGGCUACUGCCUGGACGUCCCUGUUCUGAAGGACAAUCUCAACUCCAUUUGCGAGAAAGUGGAUGAUGACGAUUUCCAGAAAAUCAUUCUGAAGAAACUUAACCAGGCAUACCCAUCAGGUGUUUCGGAUAAUGAAGUCCAAUUCCUUGGUUCAGUGUCACGUGUAGCAUCGAUUGACGACAUCUCCAAGUGGAGCAUCACCAAAAUCGACACUUUGGCAUCGCUCAUGAAAGAUGAGGAUGGAUCAUGGGAGGCAGAGAAGAGCAAAGCAAUCAUCACAAGUUAUCUAAAUAGCUCUGGUAACACCCUGGACAGCACUGUGCUCAACACUGUUGGCCCUAACCUUUGCUCGUUGGAUGUCAGCACACUGAAGACCAUAACCCCGGAAAGCAUCAGAAAUGCCGGAACACUGAAUGUGGCUUCAUGUUCGUCUGACCAGAAGAAAGUCCUGUAUGAGAUCAGUAACACCUCCUUCAGCACACAGCCUAGCAGUCCCACCAUCUUUUACAAUUUAAUUAAAUCCGUUUUAGGUGGAGCACCUCUGACAGAUGUGAAAACACUGUCAAAACAGAAUAUCAACAUGGAUGUCAACACUUUUAAGAGCCUGGACCCCAGUGUGAUCGCAGAUUUGGAUGUGCCUACAGUCCAAGACCUCAUGGGUUCUCAUGUCACGGAUCUCCAGUUGUUUGCUGAGGACCCUGUGGUUGAUGACUGGGUGAACAGACAGCUGCAGGAAGAUCUGGAUAGACUGGGUCUAAACCUAGUCAGUAGCAGAGUCAGCGCGACCACACCGCCCACCUCAUCUAGCAUGACA